AUGCCCUGGCAGCCGUUACCACGCAUCGCAUUCGCCGUCGCGACAUACCCUUUCGCUCCCGCGAGCCCGGACGACCUCCCCCUCGAGAUUGGCGAUGAGCUCUACGUGAUCGAGGAGACGCCCGACGGCAACUGGUUGCGCGGCUACCUCGUUGCCCCGCCCAGCCUGCUGGCGGGCCUGACCUCGGUCAAGGGCCAGACCUUGGAAGCAAGAGUCUUCAGCGGCAUCUUCCCGCGAAGCUGUGUCGAGGUCCGUGAGAUGCUGGGUGAGCCCGACGAGGCAGACGACGAGAACAACGUCUACGAUACCAACGACGAGAACAACCACUAUGCCAAGGCCGACAAUGGCGACGCCGAGAAUGGGAUGCAACCCCAAUUAUCCCCCGCAAAGAACGGCCUCGUCAAUGGUGCCGGCCGCAAGAGCACAGCCACUGCACGCAGGUCUAGGAAGCCGCUGCAGGAGAUCACAAAUGAGAUCCCCGUCAAGCUCUCUGUGCCCGUCCAGCGGGAUCCCAACGCACCACGUCCCCCGGCUCCCGUGCCCAUGCUGAAAGUUGGUGAUGAGACGCCGACCUCGGCUGAAGAGCCUCUGAUUGACGAGAUUGGCUCGUGCAUGCGCGAGUGGCACUCGACAAACCUCCACGAGCUGCUCCUGUCGGGCCAGUAUGAGCGUCUGGACCAGCUGUCCGAGCUCAUCAGCGGUCUCAACUUCAGCCGCCACCAGUUCCUGUACAACGUCCUCACAGCACACGAGUACGAGAAACUCCGCGAGAAGACGGUCUGGGAUCUGGUCACUGUCAACAAGCUCUGUGGUGGUGACGUGAUCGUGCGCGACCCUACCGCUCACGGACGCGUACUGACGGGAGACGAUUCGCCUGUCGAGGUCACCAAGCUGCAGUCCGUCAUGAGCCUCCUCGAUGAGCCUCCCCAGCCCGUCGCCGAGCCUAGCACCCUGCACCACAUACUCCUGGAUGUCAAGGCCUUUGCGGGCUCCACGAACGAGGAGACGUCACUGGUCUUCUCCCUCGUCAGCAAGACGAGCUGCAGUAAGGUCGUCAACAUCUCCGAGCCCUUCAGUGUCGACGUGAGUCAGGGCGGCACGGUCGGCGGUCUUGAUCAGAUCACCCAGACCAGCACGCUGUUCGCAGAUAUAUCGCCCCAGGAUACCGGCGACGGCGCAGCAGCCGAGGCCGAGGUCUACCUCGUAGUCAAGGUGGUGGCCUCGCGCCAGAUCUCCACGCCGAAACCGCUCUCGAGAACCGGAACAGGCGGUCAGACAGGCUAUCACCGAGACGCUGUGCAGUCUCCCGCGGGUGGCAAGUCCUCGAGAAUGAGUAUGAUGUUUGGCAGCAAGGCGGCACGGUCUGCCGUGUCGAGGGGCGUGCCGAACAGGAUGGACCCCAUGUCCGAGAAGACGCCCGAGCAGCGCCCGCCCACAAACGGCAUGGACAGCAGGACGCAGGACGGCCUACCCACCCCUGGCUCUGCCGGCUCCAAGGUGGCGCCCCCUGCCACCCAUGCAGCGCAGCGUACCGUCGGGGUGGGCAUCCUGCGCGUCAAUUCCGUCCUGAAGCAUCAGGAGGAGGCCGAGCAUCUUGUCAGCAUCUGGUCGCAGUCUUCAUCAUUGGUCUCGGAAGAGAAGGAGGGCAGAGACGGGUGGGACCCCAUCAUCAGGGAGCUCAUGGACAACCCCAUGGCCCACUUUGAGAAAUCCAGGAGGGGGGAGCGUCUGCAGAUCCUGCUCAAGGGCUUCAAUCACCCGGAUGCCGAUGCCCUCAUCAAGGCGACGCCCACUCUCCUCUCGGGCGUGGUGAAGACGAACCGCAUGGGCUUUGCUGGUGCCCCCUCCAAGCCUCGCUCCGACAUCUACGUCACCAUAAACUCUGCCUCUCUCGCCAGGCAGAACCUGCUCUCUAGAUUUGGCGGCAGCGCCACAUCCAUGCCCGGCACCAUCAGCGGCGUGAACUUCCAGGUCACGGUCGAGGUCCGACGGUCGUCCGGCGAGAGGAUAGACGGCUGCAUCUUCCCCUCGUCCAACAGCAGUGGCCUGUCCACCUUCAAGUCGGUGGCCGUGGAGAGAGGCAAUUCGUGGGUUCAGACGCUACGCCUCUCCCUCCAGCCUGAGGACGUUGUCAGCACCCAUGUGGUCCUGUACCUGUCGGACGUGCCCAACCCGCCGUUUGCCGUCGCCUACAUACCCCUGUGGGACCAGCAGGCCUUCAUCCGUGACGGCGCGCACGGCCUGCUUCUCUACAGGAUUGACGAGCACACGUCGACGGCGCAGCCGGGACCGGUUGGGAAGGGUGGCUACCUGUCGCUGCCGUGGACCUCUCGCGGCAGGGAUGAACGCUCCGUCGAGGUGACGGGUCCCCUUGCCAUCAUGCUCGUGGAAACGUACCUCUGCAGCACCAAGUUCUCCCAGGACCGCGUGAUCCUGGACGUCCUCAAGUGGAAGGACCUGCCCAAGGACAGGGUCUCUGCCACGCUCAAGGAGUUCAUCUUCACGCCCGAGAUCGAGAUUGUCAAGCUCCUCAGCGAUGUGCUCAACGGCCUCUUCGGCAUCCUCGUAGAGUACUCGGGCAACGACGAGUACGAGGACCUCGUCUUCACGGCCCUGGUCAAGGUCCUCGGCAUCGUCCACGAUCGGCGAUUCAACCUCGGACCCCUUGUCGACUACUACGCCGAGAACCAGUUCAACUCGCCAUUUGCCACACCGUGUCUCGUCCGAUCGUUCACCCGGCUCCUGGAGAACCCCGCCGAACCCGAGACGGCACGCAAGCUCCGCUCCACCCUGAAGGUGGUGCGGCACAUCCUCAAGUUCAUCACGCACGCGAGGGGCCAGCAGAGGGAGAAGGAGGCGGGCAUCGGCAUCAAGUCGUCCACGAACGGAUUCAAGAGGCACCUGCGGACCAUCUUCAAGGCGCUGGAUGCCAUGAUGCGCAACUCGUCACCCGUCCUCGUGGGCAGCCAGACGCUCGCCGUGCAGCACUUUCACACCUGGCUGCCGGAGCUGACCGGUCUGCUGACGACCGAGGAGAUCCUCCAUAUCGCCAUUGACUUUGUAGAUUCGUGCAACGACGUCAAGGGUAAGCUGGUGCUCUACAAGCUCAUGCUCAUCAUCAACUACUCCAAGCUCGACGUCUUCUCCCAUCCCGAGCAGAAGUCCGUCCUGAUCGCCAACACGGUGCGGUGGAUAUCCCCCCACUGGGGCCACACUCACCAGAUCAACGACCAGUGGCGGGACCAGAUCCGCCUGUGCUGCUCGGUCCUCGCGAGCCAGAUGGACCAGCUCGGUCACGAGAUACCCGACCACAUCCCCAAGAUCAUCGAUUCGUAUCUCGCCCUGCUCUCGGUGGAGCACGAGCCCCGGAACCGCCUCUCCCUGCUGUUCCCGUCCUCGUACCCCUUCCCGUCGAAGCCUCUGUCCGGCGAGCUCGUCCACGACGAGGCCCUGGCUGAGCUCUCGGCCAUCCUGGCCGCCGUAUCGAGCCGGCCGGCGGGUAUGCAGCUGGAGCUGGCCGACGACGACCUCACGACCAUGCUGGAGAACCUCCUCCAUGUGCACCUGAGCAUCCUCAACGGCGGGGGCUUCCCCCAGAACUGGCUGAGCGUGCACAUCUGCCACCACAAGUCGACGAUGCGCACGCUGCGGUACAUCUCUGGCAUCAUGCUCGAGUCCUUCCUACCGGAUCCGGACGAUGCCGAGAGCUUCAACACGGAGCUGUGGAAGCUGUUCUUCACGACGCUGCUGAAGCUCGUCGGCAGCCCGUCCCUGGCUCUCGAGACGUUCCCGGAACAGAAGCGAAGGGCCGUCUGGAAGAUUGCCGGCGACGUCAGGGAGCACGGUGCCGACCUCCUCCGCACAACCUGGGAGGCCAUCGGCUGGGAGCCGGGCACCGAGGAGGAGAAGCGAUUCGGGCUGGCCAGGAUGGGAGGAUACCAGGUGCAGUACGUGCCGGCGCUGGUGGGCCCCAUCGUGGAGCUGUGCCUGAGCGUGCACGAAGGCCUGCGCAGGAUGGCGGUGCAGGUGCUGCAGACGAUGAUUGUCAGCGAGUGGACUCUGAGCGAGGACCUGUCCAUCAUCCAGACGGAGAUGAUCGACUGCCUCGACAACUUCUUCAAGACGAAGCCGCUGGCCGAGAGCAUCAUCCAGAAGCUGUUCGUCAGCGAGCUGCUGGAGCGCUUCCAGCCUCUCUCGGAGCUUCCCGACGAGCCGCUGUACACGGCAGUGCAGGAGCUGGUGGGCACGGUGGACGAGUUUCUCGACCUCCUGACGGCGGUGCACAAUGCCGACAGCACCAACGAGGCGACCAACCUCAUCAGCCAGCUGAGGCUCAUGGAGUUCCUGCGCGAUAUGCAGAAGGAGGAGAUCUUUGUGCGCUACGUGCAUCAGCUGGCGGCCUUCCAGGCCGAGUGCAGGAAUCACGCCGAGGCCGGACUGGCACUGCGGCUGCACGCGGACCUGUACGAGUGGGACCCGACACGGCAUACGACGCCCCUGUCGGAGCCCGAGUUCCCGGCUCAGACGGCCUUUGAGCGCAAAGAGAAGAUCUACUUUGCCAUGAUCAAGCAUUUCGAGGACGGCGAGUCGUGGAGCAACGCGCUGACGGCGUACAAGGAGCUGCAGGUGCAGUACGAGACCAACAUGUUUGACUUCGCCAAGCUGGCGCGGACGCAGCGUGCCAUCGCUACAAUCUACGAGACCAUCUCCAAGAGCGAGAAGACGACGCCCAAAUACUUCAAGGUGGUCUUCAAAGGCCUCGGCUUCCCCGCCAACGUCCGCGACAAGGAAUUCAUCUACGAAGGCGCCCUGCACGAGCGCGGGUCCGCCUUCACCGACCGCAUGCAGGAGCAGUACCCCAACGCGCGGAUCGUCACCAACGGCGACGAGGUCGACGAGGUCGAGGGCCAGUACCUGAUCGUCAGCAACGUCUCCCCCCACAAGGACCUGGAUCACCAAGUCUACCAGCGGUCCAAAGUGCCGCCCGUCAUCCGCGAGUUUCUGCUCUCGUCCCACCCGCAGACCUUCUCCGUCAUCAGGCGGCGCAUCACGACGGGCCCGGUCGAGGAGCAUCACACCGACAAGAUGCUGCUCACCACGGCGGAGCCCUUCCCCACCAUCCUCCGGCGCAGUGAGAUCAUCGCCUUCGACGAAAUCAGGUUGGGAGCCCGCGAGACGGCGUUGGAGCGCAUCGUCCGUAAAACGCAGGAGCUCGCCACGCUGGAGCGCCGCGUAUCUUCGCCCGAUGGCACAGACGGGGAAGGCGAUGACGAGAGUGCCGCUCUGCUCGUUGACGCCGUCAACAUCUCCGUCAGUCCGAUCUCGGAGAGCAGCGUGUCUUCCUACCGAAAGCUGCUGCCCCAGCCGAAGAGCCGCAGGGGCAGCCGCAAGGAUAGUGCUAGCGGGAGCGGGAGCGACGAUGGAGGAGCCGAGGAAGAUGACGAAGAGGAGGAUGACGAGGAGCCAGACCUUGAUCCCCUGGAAAACGCCAUCAAGAUGGCCCUCAUCGAUCACGCCAUGGUGCUGAAGCGCUGCCUGGCAGUGUUGUUGCGUGCGUCCAACGGACUCUACACCGAACACCAGACGGAGCUUCAGAAGUACUUUGAAACAACGUACGCUCCCGAGAUCGCCAUCUUGUCCCCUCCCCCUCCGCUGCUCCGGCAAAACGGCCGCGACAUGGCCGGCCACAUGAGCAUCUCCCCGACGUGGCGCAAGUCGUCGGCAUCACCUAUCACGGCGGCCAACCACAUCAACAACGUCCGCAGCACGCCGACGCCACCGAUAUCCUCGUCGGCGGCAGCGUCGGGAGCCGACGGCGUCAGCAAGACGGAGGAGACGGCGAUAAUGCGUCCGGUGUCGGUCGUCCAGCCGCGCAACAGACGCCUCAGCUUUAUGAAUAAAAAGAGGAAGCCCAGCGGCGACAACACCGCCUUCGUCGCAGAAGCAGCCCGAGACUCCGGCGCCGCCGCCGCCAACAACGAGGCUGCAUCGACAGCAGCAGCACCGGCCGGUGCUACCCACGGCCUGUUCCCAAAGGAGACGUUCUACCAGCGGCAGCAGCAGCGUCUGCAGUCCCGCGUACCCACGUCGGCAUCGGCAGGCGCCUCUGUCGGCGGCGGCGCCCCCGCAGCAGACGGGAUGACACGCGUCGCCAGUAACAAGAGCAUGACGUGGACUCUGUCGAACGAGCGGAGACCGUCGGUUGCCUCGUCGACGGAUAACGACGACAAGCCCGCCUCUUCGUCAAAGAUGGGAGGCGUGCGAAAGCGGUUGAGCAUGCUCAAGUUGGGUAAGAAGGCUAGUAAGGGUGGUCUCUUCAUGGGGAGUUUGGAUGAGGAAUAA
Molecule: messenger RNA, 6342 nt
Organism: Geosmithia morbida
Lineage: Eukaryota; Fungi; Ascomycota; Sordariomycetes; Hypocreales; Bionectriaceae
Product: dedicator of cytokinesis protein 3
Exons: 2
Coding region: 1-6342 (2113 amino acids)
Biological process (GO): small GTPase-mediated signal transduction
Cellular component (GO): plasma membrane; cytoplasm
Molecular function (GO): guanyl-nucleotide exchange factor activity; small GTPase binding
Source: RefSeq, a predicted model, not a curated record